AAAGAUGCUGAAGAGAAACAGAGAAGAAAAGCGUGCGGUGACUUGGGCUUAACAAAAAACAAAAAGAACGGCUGAUGGGCCAAGUAAACGGAAGAAGGCCCAAGAAGGAGGGUCGUGAAGGAGGAGAUGACAGCGAGGAGGGACACAUUGCUUCGUUGUUGGAAACUGUUUGCUUUUGCUUUGGGGUUUCCAGAGAUUACACACACAAUCGUAAACUAGUUGUGAUUGGAAUUGGAAUUCAAUUUGCGCUCGUUUGGUUGAGUAAGAAGAAGAAGAAUGUCUUACGCCUAUCUGUUCAAGUACAUCAUCAUCGGUGAUACUGGAGUUGGCAAAUCGUGCCUUCUUCUUCAGUUCACCGACAAACGGUUCCAGCCGGUGCACGAUUUGACUAUUGGUGUUGAGUUUGGAGCAAGGAUGAUCACCAUCGAUAACAAACCAAUCAAGCUCCAAAUUUGGGACACGGCAGGUCAAGAGUCGUUUAGAUCCAUCACACGAUCCUACUAUAGAGGAGCUGCUGGCGCUUUGCUUGUCUAUGACAUCACCAGGAGAGAAACUUUUAAUCACUUGGCAAGCUGGCUAGAGGAUGCGAGGCAGCAUGCAAAUGCAAACAUGACCAUAAUGUUAAUUGGUAAUAAGUGUGAUCUUGCUCAUAGACGAGCUGUGAGCACUGAGGAAGGGGAGCAAUUUGCAAAGGAACAUGGAUUGAUCUUCAUGGAGGCCUCUGCUAAAACUGCUCAGAAUGUUGAGGAGGCGUUCAUAAAAACUGCUGCAACCAUAUACAAGAAGAUUCAAGAUGGCGUUUUUGAUGUAUCAAAUGAGUCUUAUGGCAUAAAAGUCGGUUAUGGGGGAAUCCCAGGACCAUCAGGAGGCAGAGAUGGUUCUUCCUCUCAAGCUGGAGGCUGUUGCAGUUGAAAUUUGAUCCUAUUUGCCAUGUUUAUCUGGGUGUCUUUUACAUUCCUUGUUUGUUUAUUGGUUAAAUCUGAAGACUCCAACUUUCAGUAUUUAUAUAAAGAUUUUAUAAUUGAAAUACCUGUAUAAUUUUCUUUAUUUCUCUGUCUUUAAUUGUAAAUUUGACAGUUGUUUGAAGUAGUAUUAUUGAAGUAAACUACAUAUUGUGAAG
This is a messenger RNA of Fragaria vesca subsp. vesca, 1120 nucleotides long. RefSeq names its product ras-related protein RABB1c-like. The transcript is spliced from 6 exons. Gene Ontology annotation, molecular function: GTPase activity; GTP binding. Gene Ontology annotation, cellular component: Golgi apparatus. Bases 277 to 912 code for a protein of 211 amino acids. Lineage: Eukaryota; Viridiplantae; Streptophyta; Magnoliopsida; Rosales; Rosaceae. The record is from RefSeq and is a predicted model, not a curated record.